This is a messenger RNA of Rhipicephalus microplus (southern cattle tick), 1060 nucleotides long. RefSeq names its product transmembrane protein 45B-like. The record is from RefSeq and is a predicted model, not a curated record. Lineage: Eukaryota; Metazoa; Arthropoda; Arachnida; Ixodida; Ixodidae.
GUAGCUUUAGCGUAUCAACGGCAAUUUUUACGCUCGUUUUCUACGUCAACCACAUCGCCGAGACCCCCACCGCGUUCUUUGAAGGGCGAGUGAGGAGUCUACGUUGCCGCCAAAGUUGCCGACCUCUGUUAGUCCGUAACAUACCAUGAACCAAUUCGUGGGUCACACACUUCCCGGAACUUUCUUUUUCGUUUUCGGAACAUGGUGGACUUUCACUGUGUGGCUCAGCUACAUUCGCAGCAGGAAGAACAAGCAGCGCUACCUAUGCCAGUGUUCUUACGCAGUGCCUGGUGUGAACAGAAAAUUCAGUGUCGAAGGCACCGUAAAGAUAAUCGGUGCUUCGGCGUGCAUAGUCGGCAAUUUUAACCUUGUAUACAAGCACGACCACUCUCUGGACGAAGUGACCGUACAGCACGAUUCUAUGUACGCAUUCUUUCUACUAAACGGCAUGGUUGACGUCAUGUACACCGCCGGGUUACCGUUCCCACCAAACACCGACUACGCGGUGCUGCUGCUCACCAUCGCCUCCGAAGGCCUCAUGCUCCACUUUCACCUGCAUGGUAAGACGCUACUGAACGCUCAGACCCACAAGAUCUUGGUGUACAUCGUGGCUGCAAUGCUGGUCUGUCUCAUAGCCGAGAUGUGUCAACCCCGAAGCGUUUUGGCAGCCCUGGGUCGUGCUUAUUUUUGUCUUCUCCAUGGGACGUGGCUAUGGCAGCUCGCCUUCAUCCUCUUCAAUCCGCUGUCCGGUUACACGCCCUGGGACGUUAAUAGCGACACGGAAGCGAUGCUAGCUGUCAGCCUAUUGGCGUGGCACAUGAUGACUCUGCUGGUCUACGUUGGCGCGUUAGGCGUUGUGGCGUGGUUGGUGAACCAAAUGUGCGGCGAAUUUUGCACAGUCGUCUCCAUGGAUGCAGAGGAAGCUGGUGACUUUCGUGAAGGACUCUUAAAGCGCUGCUUAUGAAGUGACUGAAAGGUGAUCCUGAAAGGGCUUGUUGGAGACGCGGUGACUGACGAUAAGCUUUAUUAUUGCUGCAGGGAGAGACAAAAUUUACUGAAG